GUCAGUCGCUCGAGCAGGACAGAAGGGCUACUUCCACAGGACAGAACUGAACAAAAAGAUCUACCGCAUUGGCUUAGGCCUACAAGCGCAGUUGGAGAUAGCAAAAGCCGAAGCUGCUAAAGAUGACAAGGAUAAAAAUGCAGUCCCUAAGCCGAAGGGAAAUGCAUCUACAGACUUCGAUUUGACAGCAAAGAAUAUCACGCCUAUGGGCGGAUUCCCACACUACGGCGAAGUCAGAAAUGAUUAUGUAAUGCUCAAAGGUUGUUGCAUGGGUCCGAGGAAGCGAGUGAUCACGUUGAGAAAGACACUGAUCCCACAAGUUAAACCUCGAUCAAAGGAGAAGAUCGCGCUCAAGUUCAUUGAUACAUCGUCGAAGUUUGGUCACGGUCGGUUCCAGACACGGGCAGAGAAACAGGCAAUAAUGGGCCCCUUGAAGAAAACUAUGGGACACUGA
This is a messenger RNA of Trichobilharzia regenti, 454 nucleotides long. The record is from the annotation of a GenBank genome assembly. NCBI's taxonomy places the organism in Eukaryota, Metazoa, Platyhelminthes, Trematoda, Strigeidida, Schistosomatidae.